GCCGAGGCUCCACCCCCGGGCUGGUUCCGGCGUCUGUCAAAUCAGAGAUUGCGAAAGUUGGAGGCGACGCACAUUUGAGAAAUGGAUCCGGCGACUCAAACACUCGGACAUUCUUUACCACAAUAAAAGCCCCCUCGCGGCCAGGCAUGACAGAUGAUCAAUCGUCAUGGAAACCACUGAGAUGAGCGGCAACUCGUCCUCCGGUGGGGAAGACAUGGACCCCCACGCAGCGCACGCGAUGAUGUCCAUUAACAAACUGUUCCCGGCCCUCCUCGAGUGCUUCGGGAUCAUAUUGUGUGGUUACAUCGCCGGCAGGGCCAACAUCAUCACGUCCACACAAGCCAAGGGACUAGGGAAUUUUGUGUCAAAGUUCGCCCUGCCUGCCCUACUGUUCAAGAACAUGGUGGAGUUGGACUUCGGGGACGUCAUCUGGCCGUUUCUGUGGAGCGUGCUCAUCGCCAAAGUGUCCGUGUUCUGCAUUGUCUGCGUGCUCACCUUGUUUGUCGCCAGUCCUGCCAGCCGGUUCUCCAAGGCGGGCCUCUACUCAAUAUUUGCCACUCAGAGUAAUGAUUUUGCCUUGGGCUAUCCAAUCGUCAACGCCCUGUACCGGGACACCCACCCAGAGUACCUCCAGUACAUCUACCUGGUGGCCCCCGUCUCCCUGGUGCUCCUCAACCCCAUCGGCUUCGCCUUCUGCGAGGUGCAGAAGUGGAAGAACCAGGGCGACCGGCAGCAGAGCAAGCUGUCCAUCGUGGGCCAGGUGGCCUUCCAGGUGCUGAAGAACCCCGUGGUCUUCAUGGUCUUCAUCGGCAUCAUCGCCCACUUCCUGCUGCAGCAGAGGGUGCCGGCCUUCAUGGUGGACUUCGUGGACGGCCUGGCCAACUCGUUCGGGGGCGCGGCCCUCUUCUACCUCGGUCUGUCGAUGGUGGGCCAGCUGACCAAGCUCACCAAGUCCACGGUGGUGGCGCUCAUCCUGCUGGUGACAGCCAAGCUGUUGGUGAUGCCGCUGAUCUGUAAGGACAUGGUGGACCUGCUGGACAAUACCAACACCAGCGCCGCCAACCACUCCAGCCUCUCCAACUACGCCUUCAUCUACGGCGUCUUCCCCUCCGCGCCCAGCGUGGCCAUCUACGCCGCGCACUACAACAUGGAGCUGGAAGUGGUGACUUCCGGGAUGGUGUUGAGCACCUUCCUCUCGGCUCCAAUCAUGUACGUGUCGGCCUGGCUGCUCACCAUCCCCGGCAUGGACCCCAAGCUACUGAUGGAGUCCCUGAGAAACGUUAGCUUCGACAUUAGCAUCGUCAGCUUAGUGGCACUGGUUUGGACCAUAGCCGUCAUGUUUCUCAGUAAGAAGUACAAGCGACUGCCUCACAUGUUAACUGUCAACCUCCUGUUGGCCCAGCUCCUAACCAGUAUUGGCAUGAUCCUGUGGAACUUUGCCGGGAGCUCGGACAAUUUCACUGGGAAGGUUUUCACGUUCAUGCUGCUGUUCACCUCCCUCAACAGCACCUACGUCUGGCCAGGGCUCAUCGUUCUCUGCUUGGUGCUGAUGAAGAGGAGUGAUGAGCUCAAGGUUUACCCGGGACUCCUGGUGAUCAUAGGCUGGGGGGUUCCUGCCCUAGUGACUGCAGUGUUGCUGAUUUCUGGGGAAAAGGGAGACUACACAAUUGACCCGGCGUUUUUCUACGGCAGGCCACAGCUCAUCUGUAGCGCGGUGGUGCUGGCCCUCAGUCUGGUGCUGGUCGGAGGGGCUCUGGUGGGGCUCAGCAGGGUUAGCUGGGAGCCCAACUACCAGGUCCUGGGGUCCGACCGGGCCGCCGAGGAGACGGCGUCCGGGAGAGAGCCGCCGCCGCCGCCGCCACAGGGGGGCAGCAGCGCGCCCGUCGUCGAGGCGAUAAGCAUCAACACAACAGAGUGCCACAUGUGCGAGUGUGCGCCGGUCGAACCCAUGCCGGAUAUGAUUAUCAGCACAAACAUAAACGACGCAUCUACAACAAACCCAGGUCAAUGUGGAAACAGCUGCGAGGUGCAGGACUGUCUGCUGGUUGAAGAGGAGGAGGAGCAGCAGCUGCUCAACCUGGUCACAGACAGACAAGUGGCCCGACACUCCCUGCUCAGCCUGCUUCUGACUGUCAGCCUGCUGGCUAACCUAUCCAGCUGCCUGUGGCUGCUCUUCAACCACGUUCCCGGUCGGCUGUACCUGGAGCUGCAGUUCUUCUGCGCUGUGGUCAACUACGGACAGGGUUUCAUCUCCUUCGGUUUGUUCGGGCUGGACAAACACUUGAUCAUCCUGCCGUUUAAGAAGAGGUGGCAUGAUCUGUGGAACAGGAGGAAGCGGGAAGUGCGAGUGCCGAGCGAGCUGCCCGUGGACGUCCAGAUGACCUGCCUGCAGUUCGUGAAGUACCACAAGGACCAGUGUUCCCAGGACAUCGUCAAGAAGAAACGUCUUGCAGGUGCGGGGAGCGGACGGCGACUCACACCUUCCUGGGCAGCGACCUGGUGGCCUGGCUGCAGCAGACGGGCCUGGCCCAGGACCGGGGCGAGGCAACGCUGUACGGGGCCCGACUGCAGCAGGGCGGGGUCCUGCAGCACCUGCGCCAGGAGCACGACUUCCAGGACAGCAACUUCUACUACCGGUUCACAGACUCCGCCAGUACGGGGUAGCAGUAGCCGCUGACGGCGGUUAGCUGUGUUUUGAAUGGGUGCGCUUAGGGACCGUGGGGAAGAAAAGGAUUGCAAAAGGGUGAAACGUGGUGUGCGCACGCGCUACAUGCUACAAUUUGAGAUUGUAGGUUUCGAUAGAAACUGCAUGGAAACUGAAGAAUAACAUUCUCGUCCUCUAAAAACCCGUGCUUGAUGGCCAACCGUAUCAGAACGCACGUACAAGUACUUCCAACUGACUGAAAAGAUUUGCUGCUUUUGUAGUAACUAACUCAGGGAUCGGAAGUCCUUUUUUUAUUUAUUUUUUUGCUUUUACUAAAAAAAAGGAAUAAUGGACAUUUGAGUAGGCCUACUACUGAUUCUGUGGAAAUUGUUUUAACGGGCAUCAAGAAGCAUGUGUUUUAUUUGUAUUUAUUAACAAACAUGUUUUCAUCAUCUACAAAAUGAUUAUACAAUAUGAUUGUAGCACUCUGCGGUCUGUAGUGGAAUCUGACACACACAGGAAGUCGUAUGUGCCUUUUAUUGGACUGUCAUAGCGGGCUAUGAUAUAUGCUGCUUCAGCCGCUAAAUCUAUUGCUAGCUAAUCUCAAUACAUUAAGAUUUUUUUUUUAAUUAAAAACAAGUUAAGGGAAAUUAUUUCACUGAAUAAUGUGCAUGUGUUUGAUCAUUUUAAUAUAGUCUUUAAACUGGAAGAACGGGCUGCAGGUAGUACAUUUGCAUAUUAAUAAAAUAAUGUUCAU
This is a messenger RNA of Gadus morhua (Atlantic cod), 3401 nucleotides long. RefSeq names its product G protein-coupled receptor 155a (gene gpr155a). The record is from RefSeq and is a predicted model, not a curated record. Gene Ontology annotation, molecular function: G protein-coupled receptor activity. Gene Ontology annotation, biological process: G protein-coupled receptor signaling pathway; transmembrane transport; intracellular signal transduction. Bases 167 to 2677 code for a protein of 836 amino acids. The transcript is spliced from 16 exons. Gene Ontology annotation, cellular component: membrane. NCBI's taxonomy places the organism in Eukaryota, Metazoa, Chordata, Actinopteri, Gadiformes, Gadidae.